This is a messenger RNA of Solanum stenotomum, 3175 nucleotides long. RefSeq names its product receptor-like protein 7. The record is from RefSeq and is a predicted model, not a curated record. Gene Ontology annotation, molecular function: protein binding. NCBI's taxonomy places the organism in Eukaryota, Viridiplantae, Streptophyta, Magnoliopsida, Solanales, Solanaceae. The transcript is spliced from 2 exons. Bases 450 to 2870 code for a protein of 806 amino acids.
CUCCGACUUCAUCUGGGGAAGGAAAACCAACUUAUGCUAUAACACUAUACUUUAGGUUGACUUGCACAAUAUAAACUAUUCACGUCAACAGAAAACUAUCCCACACGCAAGAGAAUCAACUUUAAUUUUUUAAUUUUCUUAAGUGAAAUCAUUGACUUGGUCACUGAUCAUGACACUCCUUAAAUUCCUACAUAUAUUAGUGCAUCAACUCUUAUUCCACAUGCAACAACACUCAAGUCAACAGAAAACUGCAGAAAGAAACCAAAUUGUUGUAGAAUAAUUAAAGACACCUCAAUCACCCAAGACCUGGUUGACCACAAUGACAUUUUUGGACCAAACUAUUAACGAAGGGAAUUGUGUUCAAUUUCACAUAAUUUAAAGACCCUUUUCUGUAUACUUAAGUACUAUUUAAAGGCAACUUAUUUUGCAGUUUCAUUAGUAUAAUCACUAUGAAAAUAUUACUCCUCCUUCAGGUUUCUUUCAUCACUAUCCUUGUGGUGUUUUCUAACUUUACUUCUGGCCAAUGUUUGGAGGAUCAAAAAGCCUUGUUGAUUAAAUUCAAGAAUGACCUCACGUUCGACUCUUCUGUGUCCACCAAACUAGUCAUGUGGGAUGAAAACAGUAUUGACUGUUGCCAGUGGUCAGGUGUAAGUUGUGAUGAGGAAGGUCAUGUGCUUGCUCUGGAGUUGGACGACGAAGCCAUUUCUGGCGGAAUUGAGAAGUCAAGCAGUCUCUUCCAUCUUCGAUAUCUUGAGAAGCUCAAUCUGGCUUAUAAUGGCCUAUACCCUGUUCCAAUACCAAGAGAAAUUUAUAAGCUGGCAAACUUGAUGUACCUGAAUUUGUCUCAUGCUAGUUUUAACGGGCAGAUUCCUAUGGAAUUGUCAAGAUUGAUCAAGUUAGAGAUUCUUGACCUUUCUGGAGGGGAAUUAAAGCUUGAGAGGCCAGAUCUGAAAACACUGGUAGGGAAUCUUGCAAAUCUUAGAGAACUUUACCUUGAUAGGGUGAAUAUUUCAUUGAAGGGGAGUGAGUGGUGCUCGGCGUUAUCUUCAUCUCUGCCUCAAUUGAGAGUCUUGUCGAUGAGAGACUAUUUUACAAAAUUGACAAUCCUAAGUGUCAGAUGGUGUUACUUGUUUGGUCCAUUUCCCAGUAAAAUCUUUCAGGUACCAACUCUACAGCAACUUGAUUUAUCUGGAAAUGAAAACCUUACAGGCAAUUUACCUGAAUUUCCACAUAAAAGUGCAUUAAGGGAGGUAGUGCUUAGCUACACGGGAUUCACCGGUUCGCUUCCAGAUUCAAUUGCUAACCUUCGGAACUUGACCCAGCUUGAUUUAGGAAGUUGCAACUUCAGUGGAGAAAUUCCAUCAAAAAUGGGAAAUCUCACAGAACUAGUUCAUCUAGACUUGUCAUUCAACAGUUUUACUGGCUCUAUCCCACUCUUUCACAAGGCAAAAAAGCUCAAUCGCAUUGACCUUUCUAAUAACAAUGGUCCACUAUCUUCUGCUCAAACUCAAUUAGCACUUCUUCUUUCGCUGCCAUCAUUGCAGUUCCUUAGUGUUCAGAACAGUCAAUUAAGUGGAGAAAUCCAUGAAUUUCCUAAUGCAUCCUCCUCUGUUCUAGAAACACUUGAUUUGAGAAAUAACCAUCUAAGUGGAUCGAUCCCCCGGUCAAUCUUUAAACUCAAUAGGCUUUCACAACUCUUCCUUUUCUCCAACUCCUUCAGUGGAACCAUUGUUAUCGAAGCGGUAAAGGGACUUCCUAGGCUUACCACCCUUGACCUUUCAAACAACAAAAUUGAAGGGGAAAUACCAAGUUGGGUUUGGACAGUUGGGAAUCUGAAUCUUUCUCACAAUCUUUUAGAGUCUCUAGAAAAACCUCACAAUUUGUCUACUACUUCUAUUGUCAUUGAUUUGAGUUCCAAUAAGAUCAAGGGCGAUAUACCCAUUCUACCUACUUCUCUUACCUACUUUUCAAUUGCCAAUAAUGAAUUUACGGGAUCAAUACACUCUUCCAUAUACAGUCUAGAUAAGCUUCAAAUUCUUGAUAUGUCAAAUAACAAACUAAGUGGCAUUAUUCCUGACAUAUUUCCACUGAAUUGGAAUUUGAAAACUUUAAACCUCAGCAGUAAUAUAUUAGAAGGAAAAGUUCCAAGCUCUCUGGAAAAAUGCUCAUUUCUGGAGGUUUUAGACAUUGGAAACAACAAGAUAAGAGAUACGUUUCCGUGCAUGUUGAAUAAAUUAGCCAAUUUGCGUGUCCUAGUCAUAAGAUCAAACAAGUUCUACGGGAAUCUCCAGUGUCUUAGAGCUGAACAAACCUGGCCAAUGAUUCAUAUUAUAGAUAUUGCUUCAAACAAUUUUCACAAGGAGAUACCUGAGACAUUGGGAAAUCUCAUAUUACUAAUCCAUCUUAACUUCUCACACAACGCUUUGACUGGAAGAAUACCAAAUGCCAUUGGAAAGCUGACUCUGCUUGAAUCUUUAGAUUUGUCAGUAAACCAGUUAAGUGGGAGAAUUCCAGACGAGCUCGCGAGUCUCACAUUCCUUGCUUUCUUGAACCUAUCUUUUAAUCAACUUUCCGGUAGGAUUCCAAGAGGCAACCAACUUCAGACAUUCUCAGCAGAAUCCUUUGAAGGGAACACAAGGCUGUGCGAUUUUCCUUUAAAGAAAACGUGCAGUGACACCAAAGAGACUGAACGUGAAAUUGAUGGGAAAUAUAUAAGUUUUGCCUUGGGAUCUUCUGUGGGUUUUGGCAUCAUAACCUGGCUGAUUUUGCAUAGCCGAAUAUUUAAUGAGCUCGUUGAUAGACUUCUUUUCAGAAUUUUGGGUCAGCACAAAAGGAGUGGCAGGAAUAAAAACCAGAGAAGGUCAAGGUAAGUAGAGGUUUGUUGUAGAACAAAAGGCUAGUAAUAUUGUUGAUAUAUGACUAUAAGCUUUUAAGUUCAAUGUUUUACAUUUUGUUCUAUAAGCGUGUGGUAAUUAGUGUUCGGAUAUGUUAUUUUGGUUUUCUAAGACAACUGUUUAGAAAGAACAGUGAAUAUAUAACACUAGUUGAAUAUUUUUCUGUUCAAUAAAUUAAGUGGCAAAGCAACCUGGAUUGAAAGCACAGGGUAUACAUGAAUUAGUAGCUCCUCUAAUCAAAAUCACUGAGAAUUUUUGUUAUUUUACGACUAUUCAGGUAU